This is a messenger RNA of Nothobranchius furzeri (turquoise killifish), 1749 nucleotides long. Its product is annotated as proteasome (prosome, macropain) assembly chaperone 2. The record is from RefSeq and is a predicted model, not a curated record. Lineage: Eukaryota; Metazoa; Chordata; Actinopteri; Cyprinodontiformes; Nothobranchiidae. Gene Ontology annotation, cellular component: cytosol; nucleus. Gene Ontology annotation, biological process: proteasome assembly.
CAUUAAGCAUCCUAAAAACUGUUAAGGUCCUCAGUCUAAACAAGGAAGCAUGAAACUUUCUGAGAAAGCUGUCCACAAAUUCGGAUUUUAUUCAAUUUAGCUGUUUUUCGUUGCGUAUUUUCUUAUUUAAAUUGAUUUCCUACUUAAUAGCAGAAUGUUUAUCUCUUCACAAAACUCACCGGUCGCCUUCAAAGGUUUCACCCUCGUCAUGCCUGCAGUAGCUGUGGGGAACGUGGGUCAGCUGGCUGUCGACCUCAUCAUUUCCACUCUCAACUUGAGUAGAGUGGGUUACUUACACACAGACUGUCUGAUUCCGAUGGCCGGGAACAACCCAUACAGCACCUGCAAAGAGGACGCUGAGGGGCUGCACUGUCCCGCAGAGGUUUUCACAGCAGCAGAACGGAAGUUGGCAGUUCUUCAAAUCAGAGUGCCGAUUAUUCAGAAAAAGUCUAAGAAGUUCCGUCAGAUGCUCGUUUCCUGGAUCACAUCCAGUGGCUUCUCAAGGACUGUGGUCCUCUCCAGCAGCCACGCCUACCAGAGAGAUGACCAGCAGCUGCAUGGGACUCCCUUGAGGUAUCUGGCAACCCCGUCCCUACUGAAGGUGAGUGUGGACACACUGAAGGAGCUUGGCUGGAGAGAGAUGGAGCGAGUGCCGGCAUUUCCUGGAGUGAAGGACGCUGAUGCAGAGCCAAGACUGUGCAUCCCAGGAGGAGGCAUCACCAAAGGGCUUUACUCCGACAGCUGUUUAGCUGAGGAGCUCCCACUCGCUGUGCUGCUGCUCUUCUGUUCAGAAGGUGACAACAUCCCAGACGCCUUUGCUUUGGUCAACCACCUCAACGACUGGCUCCAUCUGCUGGACACUCUGGGCUCCGAGUGCAAGUGGAAGAUCCCGACUUCCUGGAGUCUCCUGUUUGGAUCAGGCAUUCCUCCUGCUCUGUUCUGAUUUACUUUUCUUUCUUUGAUCCUAAAUAUAUUGACUCAGAUUUGCAAAAAUAUUUUGUUCUACUUGUAAGAUGUUCCACGUUCCUGAAUAAUUCUCUUUCUUCUGCUUAUUUGGAUGUGCCAACAUGACAGGAAUAGACUCUUAUACUGCACUUUGCUCUAUGACUUGGCUGUCUAGAAUUAUUUUUUCUUUAAUUGAGAGUGGUGGGAAUAGGCUUACACACACACACACACACACACACACACACACACACACACACACACACACACAUAAUUUAAGUACUGAUUAGUAUAUGUGGGUAAUUUUAAAAUUGAACCUACGUUUGCAAAAGGCUGGAGCUGGUAAACCAUUUUCCUUUUGUCUACUUUCAGUUAAAGACAGAUGAAAUGAAAUAAAGGGGUUAAAUCAAAGAAAACCAGUUUUCCAUCCUGUAAUAAAAAAGCACAUGGCCAGAGAUGAAAUGCCAGCCGAGCAGUGAGGGCACCGUGUUCUUGAAAGUGCGAGACAUUAGCUAAUCUGCUGGGGGAAUCGUAACAAGUGUAGCUUUCCUGGAAGUCAUGUUUUUAAGUAUGAGGGGGUGGCUGCAGCAGCUCUUUUUAUGCCAUUGUCGGUAAAAACUGAAUUAUGGGUGUCUCUACCUCCUCGACACCAGAGUAGUAGUGGGGAACUUAAACUGUGUCAUUUAGAAAAAAGAACUUCACUACUUUUAUGCCUCCUUGUGAUUGAAGAGAAUUGACUGUGUGCAGAUACUUACUGUGAUAUGCCAAUUUUUUUUUUUUAAAUAAAGAACAAAUGCUGACAUCUGA